AUGGUACUCCUCGUGCAAAGAGAUAAUAAGAUGUCCAGGGGUGAGAACAAAGCUCUUAGAAAAGAAGAUGAGUUGUUCUGGAGAGAAAACAAAGGUCUUCAAUGGGAAAACAAAGGUCUUCAAUGGGAAAACAAAGCCUUCCAAGUGGAUGGACAGUUAAUUCGGGAGAAGAAUCAUUACCUAAGACAGCAAAACCAGGUCCUAUGGAAGUUGAAGUGUCAUCUUAGAAAGCCAAAAACCACCUGGGGGAAAAAAAUCAAAGUCUUGAACACAGUAAAAAAGUCUUAUUGGCAACAGAAUAGAGCCCUGGGGGCUCAGAUCAAGGCUCUCCAGGAACAGGAGAAAGCCUCCCAGAGUGAGGCAAAAGCUCUGCAAGAUGAAAUAAGGUCUCUCCAUGAGGAGACCAAGGCCCUACAACACGAAGCGAGAAUGGUCAGGACGGAGGCUCAUGCCCUGAUGGAAGCGGGAGGAGCGCUCAUGAGGGAAGGGCAGGCUUUGUGGAAGGAGGAGCAGGCCCUUUGUGAGGAGAACAAGGCUCUUAAGGAGGAAAGCAGUGCUCUUCAAGGGGAGGAAAGAGCCCUUCUGCAAGAGGCAAAAGUCCUUGAGGAGAGGAAUAAUUUUCUUCAGGGAUAAAACAACAAAUGUGUGCUGGAAAAAUGCACAAGAAUAAAACAGAACACGAGAUGUAACUCGACGAUUUAACCAGCAAACCAUGAAUAUCACUGACAUUCUAGGGAAAAAAAACCCAAAAGCUUUUGAAGGUGAAAUAAUGCUAUUAUCAGGGGAAGUCAUAGCCUGG
This is a messenger RNA of Manis pentadactyla (Chinese pangolin), 799 nucleotides long. RefSeq names its product coiled-coil domain containing 70 (gene CCDC70). Lineage: Eukaryota; Metazoa; Chordata; Mammalia; Pholidota; Manidae. The record is from RefSeq and is a predicted model, not a curated record.